Penicillium macrosclerotiorum is the source of this 1086-nucleotide messenger RNA. It is a transcript of the gene plyC, whose product is annotated as polysaccharide lyase family 1 protein. The transcript has a single exon. Bases 1 to 1086 code for a protein of 361 amino acids. The record is from RefSeq and is a predicted model, not a curated record. NCBI's taxonomy places the organism in Eukaryota, Fungi, Ascomycota, Eurotiomycetes, Eurotiales, Aspergillaceae.
AUGUCUUUUCUUAAAGCGACUCUUAUUGUGGCUGCGCUGUCACCUGCAGUCGCCGCACUUGCAUUUGAUGGCGCCGUUGGGUUCGGCUCUAUAGCCACCGGCGGCAGUGGAGGAACCACCGUCACAGUGACGACCCUGGCGGAUUCAGGAACAGGCUCCUUCCGGGAGGCCGUGAGCAAAUCGAACCGAAUCAUCGAGUUCAGCGUCAGUGGCUACAUCGAGCUCGAGUCGGCCAUCUCCUUGUCCAGCGACCUGACCAUCAACGGACAAACAGCGCCGGGCAAUGGAAUCGGGAUCAUGGGCGCCGAAGUGUCCGCAAGCGACAAGAGCAACAUUAUCAUUCGAAACCUGCGGAUGCGACAGGGCACCCUCGAUUCCGACACGGGCCACAGCGCGUUCAACAUGGGCGAUGCCUCGAACGUCAUCCUGGACCAUUGCUCCAUCGAGUACGGCCAAUGGGACUCGAUUGAUGCCGUUGGCGCCGUCAACAUCACCGUUUCCAACUCGAUCAUCGCUGUGCCAAUUGGACAACAGUUCGGCGCGCAUGUCGAGACGGGCCCGUCGACGUUCUACCGCAACCUUUGGGUCAGCGCGCAUAACCGGCAGCCCUUGUCCAAGGAUGACACGCAGUAUAUUAACAACGUCGUUUACAAUUAUCAGGCGGCGUAUACAUCUGCGAACACGGGCGGGUACUUCUCGCAUGACAUCAUCGGCAAUUAUUUCAUUACGGGUCCGAGUACGACGACGGCGAAAAACGCGUUCUAUCAGAUGAACGCCAAGCAGAGCGUCUAUGCGUCAGGGAACUAUCUAGAUGACAAUGAGGACGGCGAGCUGAAUGGUAGUUCCUACAACUCUGUGGGCUCUGCAACGGUGCUGUCGGAGCCCUGGGCAUCGGACUCGUCUAGCCUGGCUACUCUCUCGGCGGAGGAGGCGGUCGCGUAUGUCCUGAGUAAUGCGGGCGCGACUCCUCGAGACGAACUAGAUACCUAUGUUGUUGGUCUAGUUGAGUCAUAUGGAACCAAGGGGGCGUUGUAUAAGAGCCAGGAUGAUACAGGUGUCUCCAAUGGCGGCUAUGGGACUCUUUGA